This is a messenger RNA of Didymosphaeria variabile, 1128 nucleotides long. RefSeq lists its product as uncharacterized. The transcript has 5 exons. The record is from RefSeq and is a predicted model, not a curated record. Bases 1 to 1128 code for a protein of 375 amino acids. NCBI's taxonomy places the organism in Eukaryota, Fungi, Ascomycota, Dothideomycetes, Pleosporales, Didymosphaeriaceae.
AUGGUGUACGCCAUGCAGUUAGCGGCCUACCUUACUACGUGGAUUGCCUACCCUAUAGGAAUCUCGUCAUGCUUUAUUCGGCUUUAUUGUCGCUUCUUUGUAACGCAAAACUGGGGCCUGGACGACUGGUUCGCAGUGGCGUCUAUGUUAGCCAUUGUCGGACAAUUGGCUCAAUGGCAGCUACUGCUCAAUUUGGGCUGCGCCGGGCCUGAACCAAAUCCAUGCAACUAUAUGGACCCAGGAGGGAAACUAUUACUGCUUCUUUUCAUCCAGGAGAUCUUUUACUAUGUUGUUCACUGGUUGAUCAAGGCGUCGUUCCUCGUCUUUUACCUGCGCCUUUCGCCUGAAGUGGGUUUUCGUAGGCUGAUAUGGAUCGGUCUGGCAGCGAACACAAUAAUGCUCAUUUUCAACGAGCUCAUCUCCAUCCUGCAAUGCAACCCGGUCAUUGCCGUCCUGAAGCCAUUUGAGCAUCCCGAGGCCAAGUGCCUAGAGAGACUCGUUGUCUUCUUCGUUCCAGCCAGCCUGAACAUCCUCCUUGACAUCUACAUCCUUGUGCUACCCAUUCGCGUAGUCUGGGCACUUCAAAUGCCACUUCGUCGCAAGAUCGCGGUCCUCUCCGUCUUCACCUUUGGCACAUCUGCCCUGUUCGUCGGCCUCGUUCGCUUCCACUCACUUAUCUCGCUGAAUGAGUUUACGAAUACUGCUUACGGGGUCGGAGAAAUGUUGAUUGUCGCGGCACUUGAAUUCAAUCUCGCCGUCGUCGCCUUGAAUUUACCAGCCAUGAAAUGUCUUUACCUCAAGAUGAUGGGCCGGGACACUAUGGGUGGCAGCUCGGGACCCAGUAACACCCCAGACGGAAAGAAGGGAGUGUAUGGGUUGAGCAGUCUAGGACGCAAGGCACAGAAGCAGAAGCUCAAUGAUCUGGGAACUAUCACAAGAUUGGAGCAGAAUGUCCCAGGAACGGAGAGCGAGGAAGAAUUGUGGCAAAAGGGCCUCAGUGGAAAGAAAAAUGAUGACGCUGGGAUCAUGGUAACGAAAGAUGUAACACAGGAGAGCUCGGAGUCCGUUGAAGAGUACACGAUUGCUGAGAACGCGCGGAAGUCUCUAGUGUGGGGUCCCGAACGGUAA